This is a messenger RNA of Mycena citricolor, 2311 nucleotides long. NCBI's taxonomy places the organism in Eukaryota, Fungi, Basidiomycota, Agaricomycetes, Agaricales, Mycenaceae. The record is from the annotation of a GenBank genome assembly.
ACUUCAGCGUGCUCAAGUCUGGCUCCAGAACUUUGAGUUAGCCGACACCGGGUUCAUUCGAACAUCUCCUGCUGCGCAUGGACAUGUGACGAGAGGCCGGUUUCUGGCGGCGAUUAUCACCGGCGUUAAGGGACAGCCUCGGCCGAUUGGUGAGAUUGGAGAGACAACGCUCGAUGUCAGUUAGAUAUCCCUGAUCUCGAGGUAUGGGACGAGGGGGUCUGCCACGAGGCUGGCAGGAGAAUAUUAUAAAAGCAGGAUGCACAGGGGAUCCACGUGUGUCAAUUGGAAUGAGGGGUGUCAACCUUCGGGGUGCCGGUCCGAGACCGAACCGGGAUCUGAUGGAACAACGACGACAUAACAUACUCACAGGAGCCGCUGCUUUCCCCAAUCAUCAACUCAGGGCUCAGCUUCGGACUGCAGCUGCCCUGCCUCCCUUCGUCUCCCGCCGCCAUCUUCUCUACAUCGCCCCGUCUCUCUGCGCUCCAUGGGUCGGAGGAAAAUCGAGAUUCAGCCUAUCACCCACGAGCGGAACCGUUCGGUGACCUUUUUAAAGCGCAAAAACGGGCUCUUCAAGAAAGCGUACGAGCUCGGGGUGCUCUGUUCGGUGGACGUCGCUGUGAUCAUAUUCGAGGAUCGUCCUGGCAGUCAGAAGCUGUUCGAGUACUCGUCCAAGGAUAUCCGGGACAUCGUCGCCAGGCACGCUGAGUUUGACGGCGAACGAGAUUCCCGAGGGUCGGGCGAUUUCUCCGGUGCAGGUGGAAAGGCGGACGAUGCGAUCGGCGAGGAUGACGAGGACGGGGACGACGAACCGCUGCCGCCACCUCCACCACCCCCUGCGGCGAAGAGGAUAAAAGGGAAGACCCCCGCGAGGGGCGAUGUUGCGGACUCACGGACAGCACCACCGCCCCCGCCAGUCGCAGCACCGAAUGCCGCGCGUGCGAAACCGGCGCCAGAGAGGCAUCCCCCGCGAGGAGGAUCUCCGCCGCACAAGAAGCAGAAAGUGCCGCAGGGCAGCCGGAGCAUGAAGACGCUCUCAUCAGACGAAGAAGAAUACGAGGACAGCCCUACCAGCUUCCAUCCCCCACCGACAUCAGCCAUGUCGGCGGCAAUCCCCAAUCUCCCCUUCGACUUCCCCCCUCCGCCGCCCCCCCACUAUCGCGGUUCUUACGCGCCACCGCCAGCCCAAAGCGGCGGCUACUAUCCCCCGAUAUUCGAUGCGCCGCCGUAUCGCGCGCCGUACGAUAUGUACCAGCAGCCGCGGCUGGACAGCCAGCCGUUCGGGAUGGACUGGCCGGUGCAUGGGAACGGUCACAGCCACGGGCACGGGCACGGCCACAACACGAGCGCGAACAACAGUGGGCAGCACCACCAGCAGGGUGCGUCCUCCUGGCAUAUCGAUCGUUUCAUACAUUCAAUCAUGCACCCCGACCCCGCCACACCCCACUCCCCGAUCCCGCUUCCUGCGAAUCUGCACCCGCUGCUGCACUCUGCGGACACGCCCAUGCCCAUGCGCGGCCCCCCGACGCCCAAAUCGCCGGACGCAUCUGAUGCUCUGCUGCUGCCCCCGCUGUCGCUGUCCGACCCGCUGCCGACGGACGAACGGACGCGUGCCCGUGCGCUCAAACGGCAACUGCUCGAUGUGGAUGCCGAUCUGAAACGCGCGCUCAUCCGCGAACUCAUGGACUCUGACGACCCGCCGCCGCCCGCGAAUCCGAAUCUGAGCCUGAAUCUGAAUUUGAAUAUGAAUCCUAACCACAACAUGGAUACCGCUACUGCUGCUGCUGCUGCGCCAGGAAUUACAGGCGACAGCUGGAUCGACUAUAUCUCGCCGCUGCCGCCGCCCUCGAUGGGCAGCGGGCCAUACGGCAGAGAGUCCUCGACGUCCUGGGAGCGCAACGGGCCUGCUAUCUCGAAAGGACGGGGUGACGCGCACCGGGUGCCCAGCAGUGCCGGAAGCCGGUCGGACAGCGAUGCGCGAGAUUGAAUACUUGCUACCUACCUAGUGCCCACUGCUACUUACUAGCUCCGACUGACUGACCUGACAUGACGUUGCUUUUUGUUUUGUUUGUUUUGCAUGUAUACUGACUGGCUCGCGUGAACGAAUGACAUACAUAUGCUGAGUGGAGAGCGCGUGCUGAAUUUGGGUUGCUGGUAGAGAUACCAAGUCGGAUCCGGAAUCCCACUUUGACCUUCUGGGAAGGUAAGUGACAAAACACGGAGCAAGGUCUCAGAGGCGGUCUGAUUGACGAGAAACACUCCAGACUAUUGAACAGAAACUCCCAACCUCGUCUUCGAGCGAAAUAGGACCAGG